Acanthosepion pharaonis is the source of this 1371-nucleotide messenger RNA. The record is from the annotation of a GenBank genome assembly. Lineage: Eukaryota; Metazoa; Mollusca; Cephalopoda; Sepiida; Sepiidae.
AUGUCUCUAAUAAUAUCUGUUACCUUUCCUCUCUUUCCUCGAAUAAUAUCUGUACCUUUCCCUCUCUUUCCUCGUAUAAUAUCUGUACCCUCUUUCCCUCUCUUUUCCUCGAAUAAUAUCUGUACCUUUCCCUCUCUUCCCUCUAAUAAUAUCUGUAUCUUUCCCUCUCUUCCCUCGAAUAAUAUCUGUACCUUUCCCUCUCUUUCCUCGAAUAAUAUCUGUACCUUUCACUCUCUUUCCUCGAAUAAUAUCUGUACCUUUCCCUCUCUUUCCUCUAAUAAUAUCUGUACCUUUCCCUCACUUUCCUCGAAUAAUAUCUGUAUCUUUCCCUCUCUUCCCUCGAAUAAUAUCUGUACCUUUCCAUCUCUUCCCUCGAAUAAUAUCUGUACCUUUCCCUCUCUUUCCUCGAAUAAUAUCUGUACCUUUCCUCUCUUUCCUCUAAUAAUAUCUGUACCUUUCCCUCUCUUCCCUCGAAUAAUAUCUGUACCUUUCCCUCUCUUCCCUCUAAUAAUAUCUGUAUCUUUCCCUCUCUUUCCUCGAAUAAUAUCUGUACCUUUCCCUCUCUUUCCUCUAAUAAUAUCUGUACCUUUCCCUCUCUUCCCUCGAAUAAUAUCUGUACCUUUCCCUCUCUUUCCUCGAAUAAUAUCUGUAUUAUUCCCUCUCUUCCCUCGAAUAGUAUCUGUAUCUUUCCCUCUCUUCCCUCUAAUAAUAUCUGUAUCUUUCCCUCUCUUCCCUCGAAUAAUAUCUGUACCUUUCCUCUCCCUCUCUUGUAUCUUUCCCUCUCUUUCAUCGAAUAAUUUCUUUCCCUCUCUUCCCUCUAUGUGUCUGUACCUUUCCCUCUCCCCUCGUAUAAUAUCUGUACCUUUUCCUCUCUUCCCUCAAAUAAUAUCCCCUUUCCCCUCUCUUCCCUCUAAUAAUAUCAUAUCUUUCCCUCUCUUCCCUCGAAUAAUAUCUGUACCUUUCCCUCUCUUCCCUCUAUGUCUGAACCUUUCCCUAUCUUUCCUCUACCUUUCCCUCUCUUCCCUCCUAAUAAUAUCUGUACCUUUCCUCUCUUCCCUCCCUAAUAUCUGUACCUUUCCCUCUCUUUCCUCCAAUAAUAUCUGUACCUUUCCCUCUUUCCCUCUAAUAAUAUCUGUACCUUUCCCCUCUCUUUCCUCUAAUAAUGUCUUUCCUCUCUUUCCCUCUUUCCUCUCCUCUAUAAUCUAUAAUCCUGUACCUUUCCCUCUCUUUCCUCGAAUAAUAUCUGUACCCUCCCUCUCUCCCUCUAAUAAUAUCUGUACCUUUCCCUCUCUUUCCUCCUAUAAUAUCUGUACCUUUCCCCUCUCUUCCCUCCAGAAUAAUAUCUGUGUCUUUCCCUCUCUUUCCCUCUAA